Molecule: messenger RNA, 696 nt
Organism: Rubroshorea leprosula
Lineage: Eukaryota; Viridiplantae; Streptophyta; Magnoliopsida; Malvales; Dipterocarpaceae
Source: the annotation of a GenBank genome assembly
AUAACUGGAUGAAAAAAUAGAAGUCAUUGACGCCUUUUGAAAUUGUGUAUGAACAUCCAACUUACUUUAUGAAAGCAUCUCAAAAUGACCACGCAGAAAUUGCUAUGCAAUGACGCAGAAGAAGCACCAGCACAAUAAUCAUGGACGACGACCAGGACUCAUGACACCUUUUUAUAGAUAUUGUUUGGAUUGGAGGUGUCGGACAGAGAGGGAAGGGAAGGGAUGGGGACGGAUGGCAAGGGAGGGGGAGCGAGGGGGCACUGUCUCCUCCCUCCUGCGUGGCCUGGGUUCGACGCAACCCGGCACGGCCUGGGUUCGACGCAACCCAAGCGUGGCCUGGGUUCGACGCAACCCCGCACCGCCUGGGUUCGACGCAACCAGCACCGCCUGGGUUAGAAGCAACCCAGGCGUCGCCUGGGUUCGACGCAACUCAGCACGCCUGGGUUCGACGCAACCCGGCACACCUAGGUUCGGUGGAACCCAGCAUGCCUGGGUUCCACCAAAGACCCAGCCCUGAUUCCAAAAAAAAAAAAGAAAUCUGUUUGGGUUUUGUUGUUUGAUGAUCUAUUUUCUUUGUUUGGGUUUUGUUGUUUGAUGAUAUGAGAAAUUCAUUGAUGAAGAAGGCAAGGCAGCCAUUGGGUUUUUGCAGGUGGAUGAAGAUGAGGAAGGCAUAGGUGCUGGGUUCGAUUUCGAACC